Molecule: messenger RNA, 2175 nt
Organism: Phragmites australis (common reed)
Lineage: Eukaryota; Viridiplantae; Streptophyta; Magnoliopsida; Poales; Poaceae
Exons: 5
Coding region: 243-1538 (431 amino acids)
Molecular function (GO): DNA binding
Source: RefSeq, a predicted model, not a curated record
CGCGUGCUCGCGGCGGCAUCAAGCACUGGGCAGUGGGCACCGGUAAAAGAAAGCUGCUGCCUUUCCUCCUAGUGCGUGGAGGCGGAGGCGUGGAGCAGUGGGAGAUACAACUACCUUGCCUGCCGUCUCCUCUUCGUCUUCCCGUGUCACCUGCUCUUCUUCCUCUCCUUGUCCCGGCUGGCGAAAUCGAGCUCCGCUCCAUGGGCGUAGCAGUCGGUCCGUAGCGCGAGCCGGUCAUAAUUAUGGAUUCAUGUGAGGGCUCUCAUCCUAUAACUCGAAGUGAGAUUGUCAGUGCAACAUCUGCUGCCAUUGUUGAUGGCAAGAAUGAGCCUGCUGGAGAGGGGUUGCCUGAUGGUUGGUUGAAAGAAUGCAGACCGAGAAAGAAUCGAUAUGGAUCUAGAAUCAAGGGUGACACGUUCUAUAUUGAUCCAACCAAUGAAUAUGAAUUUCUCUCUCUUAAGGAUGUGUACCGUUAUCUUGAAUCUGGAGACAUAAGUCAAUGUGUUAUGUUGCCAAACAAGAGAAAAACUGUGGACCUGCAUACUGCAGGGGACCAAUCUCAUCAUACAGGAAGACCACCAGAUUAUACGCAACUUGAUACCACUGAUGAAUCUAAUCAAUAUGGUCGACCAACAGUAGGAGGUACCAAGCCACUGAAGGAUGCUCUGCUAAAUCCAGAAAGUGGACAGAAUGCUGAAAAUACGCCAUCGUCAAACUCUGUUGGUAUAAACCUAAUCCAAGGAGAAGCUGAUAGAGUUGAAGCUUCAGAAGGCAAGAGUAUCCAGUCAGGCUCCAUAGAACACGCUCGAUGGGGAGCUGAAUCUAUUGCUAUAAAAGGAGCAAAUGUGGAACAGAAACCCAAGGAAAAGAAACACAAAACUAAAGCUGACAAACGGAUUUCUACACCUCUUCGAUCAUCACCUCGUUUAGCUGCACUGAAGAUUAGCCAGGAAGCAAAUAAUAUGCCCAAAGAUGGACAUAUCAGCACACAGACAGACAUCACCAAUCAUUCACAACCAAAGCAAAUUCAAAAACCUAGGCGAAAGGCUAAUUCCUCUGUAUUUCCUGAGAAGAAAUAUGGAGCACCUACCGCGAGUUCUUCAGAAAAGUUUGAAGACAGUGACCAUUCAGUUCCCAAUCAAAUACAAGGAGCCUCAGUCCCAUGCUCUUCAGAAAAUGUUGUAUGCCAAAAUGCACCAGCUGAGGCACCUGUUCUGCCACAACAAGUUGGACUAGGUGAAACAGCUGAUUAUAUGCAUGGAUCUUCCCUGUCAUCUCUAUUUCAACAUGUCUGGUCAGACCCAUGCCUUGAGUUUGCAUUCAGGACUCUCACAGGUGAUAUUCCUGUUCUUGAUGACACUAUAGCUGUUGCAAACUACUUCCUUCCACCACAGAACAUGAAUAAAGGAGCGACACCUAACUGUUCCUCUUCAGCUUAUGAUGGUACUAGAAACCAUGCACAAGUUGACCAUGUCAGCUUGCCAAUGCCAAGGUCAACCGAUAAGCUCUAUGGCAGCAAUUGGUUCCCUCCCCAGUAAAUUUCAUCUGGGGCAUAUCCAACUACAUUCUAAUCUGCCAAAAGGCAGAUCAGAAGGAAGCUCAUGUCCUAGUUAUAGUCUUCUUAGCACUCUUCGUUAGGUACUUCAACAAGGAUGCAUGCUGUAAACAAGACUGCAGCUUAUCAGCUUGUGGUAACUGUGUAGAGGAUCUGAUGGAUCCUCAGAGGAUCCAUCACUAAUAUAGCUGUCGUAUGACGUAUGGAUCUUCACGGGAAGCUGCCUGGUGGUACACUCGACAAUGCUUUCUGUUGAUUGUGUUUGUGUAGUAACCUGACCAUGUAUUCACUUGUUGCAUCGUUAGAGCAGACUAGAUAUCCCACGAAUUGGUCGGGGUUCUACUCUGUCUAAGAGAAGCUAUUCCUGUGUCUUACUACUUGUAACUUGGUAGACAUUUGAUGUGCAUUGCAGCAUUGGACCAAGUUCUAUCUAACUUGGCUCCUUUUUUUGCUGGUUUGAGCUUCUCUUUUGAUUGAGUAGCGGUUGUUGUUUUGAUGUGUACUCUCUUCAUUGAUUCUCGAAGUACCUAAGUGUGGUUGACAUUUUGCUUGUUCUUUGUUUGGUUUACCACACUGUGGUUGGGUACUAAUUGUGGAUGGCUACAUCAGUUGUUGGGAGA